This is a messenger RNA of Oryzias latipes (Japanese medaka), 1815 nucleotides long. NCBI's taxonomy places the organism in Eukaryota, Metazoa, Chordata, Actinopteri, Beloniformes, Adrianichthyidae. The record is from RefSeq and is a predicted model, not a curated record.
GCUGGUGGGGGCGGCUUCCGGUUUUGUUCCGUGUAGCUCAGAAUGUAGCAGCCACAUGCUAGACUUUAGUUUGGAAAAGUGGUGGUGUAAUUUGAUAUUUCUGCUGCUAAUAGAAAUGCAUAUACUUCUGUAUGGUUAGGAACAUGUAGACUGAACUGUUAUCCUGUGCUUUAAUGUGUCAAAAACGUCCUUUCUUUAUUAAAUCGUAGUUAGUAAAUGGCACGGUGAGGUCGCAGGAGCUACGGAACAACAACAAGCGGCCCUGGACAAGUCAUCUCCUUUCCUCUACUACAAAAUAAGAAAAAAGUAUGCCAUCAAGAAACCACCUGGACAAAAUUGGCCAAAAGAAAAAGAAAAAAUGGACGGAGAAGGCCAUGGAGAAGGCUUUGAUAGAGGUAAAGUCGGGAAGGUGCACAGUGAGACAAGCUGCCAAGGAGUUUGGAGUCCCGAAGUCUUCACUCGGAGACCGAGUGAGUGGGAGAGUAACACCGGGGAGCCGCAGCGGACCAGCUCAGCUCAUAACAUCUGCGGAUGAGCAGUUGCUGGUUGAAUUCUCCUUAUACAUGUCCAAGCAUGGAUUCCCACUCACAAAGCAGCAGGUAGUUUCCUUCGCAUCCUCAAUUUAUAAGCGGCAGCACAGACGGGUGGCAUUUUCCAAACUGGGUCAGACUUGGUGGCUUAAUUUUCGGAAACGACAAGAAAAGAAUAUUAGCAUUCAGCCAGCUGACAGCAUUGUCCGUGGGAGGACAGUGUGUGUCAGGAAGGAGGCGGUGGAUCAGUUUUUUUGCCUGUUGAGUAGUGUCAUAGAAGCUCACAGGCUCAGAGACAAGCCCUACCAAAUUUACAACUGCCAUGAGCUGGGCUUUCAGCUGGGUAGGAAGAGGGUUAAUCUGCCCAAAUCCACCAGUCUGGGCUGCAAGCCAGUGGCAGGUUCAAGAGACCACGUGUCUGUCCUUGUUUGCUUUAGUGCAGCGGGAGAAGACAUUCCUCCAUUCAUCGUCUACUCCAAGGCCUACCCAGGAGGGGUGUGUUACAAAACGGAAGGCCCACUGAACGCCCUCUACGGGUGGUCCGACUCAGGAUGCAUUAAUUCAGACCUAUUUAAGAAAUGGUUUCUUAAACAUUUCCUCGUUUGGGCUCCCAAGGAGCGGCCACUGGUGUUGAUUUUCGACGGUCACAAGUCGCCUGUGAACCUGGAGGUUGUGGAAUCCGCUCGCAAGGAGGACAUCGUUCUUCUUUGUCUCCCGCCUUACUGCUCCCACAUCCUGCAGCCGCUCGACGCCGGUUUGUUUGCGGAGCUAAAGCAACGCUUUGCGUCACUCACCGAUGACACAAGUGCUCCCAACACGCACUUUGCGGUGAGCAAGAAAGAGUUUUCGAGCGUCUUUAAAAAAACAUACCAGCUGUCGAAAGAAGAAGAAGGCAUCAGAACUGUGAAGGAAGGCUUUAGUAAGUGUGGCAUCUACCCACUGAACCGUUUUGCAAUCAACGGGAGCAACUUGAUGCCAUCGCACAGCAUCAGCUCCAUCACUGAAGCCAAGCCGUCUGUGUGAACUCACUGCAGCUCGACCUCCAGCUUUGAUUGGUACUGAUCCAUCACUUUGUCAAAAUGAGUGAAUCAGGAGGAUUUGACCAAUGCUGAGUCAUCUGUGACCAAUUCUGUCGUUUAAUGAUGCACCUUUCUUUCAGCCUCUUUACAAGGACUUUUCUGAGCAAAUAAGGAUUUGUUCCAGUUUUAUGUUCCGCUGAACUUGAUGAUUCCAGCGCAGUCUAAACUGUUUUGCAUGGGACACAUUAAACACUUUCAACAGAUGA